UAUAUGUCCAAAGUAGUCAUAGACCCUAUAGAAAGAACAGAGGAAUAUGUCUCUUUUAUUGAGGAUUUAAAGAUUUUUCAUGCUUGCAAAGGGACAACGUUACUUCCCGAACCUGUGUUGGGGGGCAAAAAAAUUGAUUUAUUCAAGUUGUAUAAAGAUGUCGUUGCUGCAGGCGGCUUCGAUCAAGUCACAAAAAAACGAAGUUGGAAACAAAUUGGAGCCGUUUUUGAAUUCCCUGCUACAUGUACCAAUUCAGCUUAUAUACUCAAGGGUCUUUAUAUUCGAAAUCUAUUAGGAUGGGAAGAAGAAAAGGUCUGGAAUAAAGAAUGGGUUCCUCCAGAAGAACUCAAGGGACCUGAAGCACAUAAAGCAUCGACAUUAGCUGGAAAGUCAUACAAGAAAUGCAAACAUCGAGCUCAUCAACAUUAUGAACAUGUCCAUCAUGAAACAUUGAUUUUGCCCAAUACAGCCAUGAUCAAGGCAACCAUGCCUCAUAUUACCAAUGAAGGUCAUCAUUGCGAAAUAUCUGAAAGACACCAUAAAAUACAACCAUUUCAACAUGUUCAUUCCACUGAAUCCGAUGUUGACCGAGAUUGUGUAACAGGCAGUCAAUUUAAUGAAAGCACCAAACAACGUAUUCUACCUCGACUUCAAUCUUCAAACCAAGCUGAUGUGGAUUGGGCAUUAAACAACAUUGUGACGAUCUCUUAUGAAUGCCCUCAAAAGCUACUGCUGAAUGAAAACCCUGUGCUGCUUGAUUUAUUACUCAAAAAGACAUCUUCUUGCCUACAAGAUACCAUGUUCUCUGAAUCUUAUAGUCAUACAGUUGCUCACAAGAUUAUCUUGAAAAUACUCCAUAUCUUUAGAAACUUCUCAUUUAUUGAUUCCAAUGUGCGUGUGUUGGCUGCCAAUGCCGAUGUCAAACAAAUGUUGAUCAAAUGCCUUGUGAUGUCCAAUUCUGCGCAUUAUAGCCAUUGCAUUGAUAUCUUGGAGAACAUGGCUCCUUGUAUUGAAUUAGGCCCAUUUGAUUCGAUCAUUGGUUGUCUGCAUAACUUACUGAUGCAUGUGUCUGAAAGGUCUGUUAUUCUAGGCUCUAUUCGUAUCCUUACCAUCUUGGCUUCUUCCUGUGCUGUGAACCUUCAUUAUUUAUUACCCACGUCCACCCAAAUUGCCAGUCGAGUGACUCAAUUCUUGAUUGCGAAUGAUGAAGAAUUGAUUGGUGCUAGUCUGGAAUACUUGUAUCAAUACAGUCGGCUCUCUGUUGCGUUUGGUCAAUUCUUAUUGGAAUUAAGAGAGGGUGCUGAUAUUGGCAUUAUGGUCUCUCUCUUAAUGGCUUCUUGUAAAUACUUUCGACCUCUAUUGACACAGUCACCAUCCAAUCAAAAGGACUCGUUUGCGCUUGAGCAUAGACACCACCAUCAUGACAGUGUGCCCUGUAUGCCCAACUUGGCCUCGUAUCAACAGUUAGAUGAACCCUAUCGAUGUCUAGGAUGGCUCAAAGACAAAUUUGAACUUUCGAGUACGAACAAUGAAUUAUCGUUGGAUGACAUGUACUUGUUGUAUGAAAUGCGAUUUGGACAUGAAAAAGCCUUACGCAUGAAGGAAUUCUAUACUGUACUCAAGAUUGCAUUUCCUAUCACCACUGAAUCAGACUCACCUCAACAAGGAGCUAUUCUUGAAGGCACCACCAUACGAGGAUUACAGGUCAAAAUGUGUAUUUUACAUGAUGGGUCAGAAUUAAUGUGUCAAUGGACGAAUUGUACUCAACGAUUCAACAAUGAACAAUUGCUUCAAUAUCAUGUCUUGCAUGACCAUCUUCCUUCAUCCCACACCAAUUGCCUCUGGAUGGACUGUGAUCAAGACAGUUCAUUCUCAGAUCCAAAUGAAUUAACACUUCAUAUCAAAGAUUCCCAUUUGAAUAGUUAUGUAGAUACUUCGGACAUUGAAGGCAUUGCACUUGUAGCAGCUCAAUUACUCAACUUACUCUCUACUUUACCCAAUAGCCAUGUUGCCUUUAUGCCUUAUGAACAAGAAUUGGCCACCAUGACCAAAAAGAGACCGAAAUCAGCUCCUUUUAUCGAAUUCAUGUUUUCUAAUUUCUCUGUAGGUUCUUGUUCUUCCAGUUGUUCAUCUACGCAUUAAAAAUUUCAUUUCGUCAUCAAUCGCCCCCUUCCUUUU
Gilbertella persicaria is the source of this 2178-nucleotide messenger RNA. RefSeq lists its product as uncharacterized. The transcript is spliced from 7 exons. The record is from RefSeq and is a predicted model, not a curated record. The coding region runs from base 4 to 2142 and encodes 712 amino acids. Gene Ontology annotation, molecular function: zinc ion binding; DNA binding. NCBI's taxonomy places the organism in Eukaryota, Fungi, Mucoromycota, Mucoromycetes, Mucorales, Choanephoraceae.